Leopardus geoffroyi (Geoffroy's cat) is the source of this 10375-nucleotide messenger RNA. RefSeq names its product alkaline ceramidase 3 (gene ACER3). Bases 122 to 925 code for a protein of 267 amino acids. Gene Ontology annotation, biological process: phytosphingosine biosynthetic process; ceramide metabolic process. The record is from RefSeq and is a predicted model, not a curated record. The transcript has 11 exons. NCBI's taxonomy places the organism in Eukaryota, Metazoa, Chordata, Mammalia, Carnivora, Felidae. Gene Ontology annotation, cellular component: endoplasmic reticulum membrane.
AGAGAGGGUGGGCGGAGCGUUCGGUGGGCGCGAGAGCAGGGCCCGAGCCGGCCUGGGAGCUUGCCGAGCCGAACGCGGCCAGCGGAGCGCCUGGGCGGCGGCGGCGGCGGCUGCGUGCGCUAUGGCUCCGGCCGCGGACCGCGAGGGCUACUGGGGCCCCACGACGUCCACGCUGGACUGGUGCGAGGAGAACUACGCGGUGACCUGGUACAUCGCCGAGUUCUGGAAUACAGUGAGUAACCUGAUUAUGAUUAUACCUCCAAUUUUUGGUGCAAUUCAGAGUGUUAGAGAUGGACUGGAAAAGCGGUACAUUGCUUCUUAUUUAGCACUCACAGUGGUAGGAAUGGGAUCCUGGUGCUUCCACAUGACUCUGAAAUAUGAAAUGCAGCUAUUGGAUGAACUCCCAAUGAUUUACAGCUGUUGUAUAUUUGUGUACUGCAUGUUUGAAUGUUUCAAGAUGAAGAACUCUGUAAACUACCAUCUGCUUUUUAUCUUAGUUCUUUUCAGUUUAAUAGUAACCACAGUUUACCUUAAGGUAAAGGAGCCUGUAUUCCAUCAGGUUAUGUAUGGAAUGUUGGUCUUCACAUUAGUACUUCGAUCUAUUUAUAUUGUUACAUGGGUUUAUCCAUGGCUCAGAGGACUAGGUUAUACAUCCUUGGGCAUAUUUUUAUUGGGAUUUCUGUUAUGGAACAUAGAUAACAUAUUUUGUGAUUCACUGAGGAACUUUCGAAAGAAGAUGCCACCUAUCAUAGGUGUUGCCACACAGUUUCAUGCAUGGUGGCAUAUUUUAACUGGCCUUGGUUCUUAUCUUCACAUCCUUUUCAGUUUGUAUACAAGAACUCUUUACCUGAAAUACAGGCCAAAAGUGAAGUUUCUCUUCGGAAUCUGGCCAGUGAUCCUGUUUGAGCCUCUCAGGAAGCACUGAUGAAUUAUUCCAGGAAAACAAAAAAAGCAUCUACCAUAGGCCUGGCCAAAUGAAUAAGGAAAUCCUUAAAGAUCUACACAUUCAAAUAUAUCAUGACCAUCACAGCAAAGGAGUGACUUUCUAACUAAUGCUGCCAGUCACACAGAGAAUAAGGAAUAGUCUUGUUGGAUGUUGAGCUCGCAUCUUUAUCUCAUUUGUCCCUUCUCCUCCUCACCCUCACCCUAAGAUGUUUAAAAAGAAACAGACAUGAUGUGUGUAUAUAUAGUUGAAUGCUGGGAAAAUGAGGCUUUUCUUAACAGGUUAACAGUUUGUGCUGAUCAUAGGAAAUUUAACCUUUUUCCCUUUUUUGACAAGGGUUGCAUGUAAAUUAUACUUUGCUUAAUAUUUGAUUAAAUGAUCCAAACAGUCAGCUAAGUAUUGGCAAAACCCCAUACCCAGAUGGCCAGCUAUGGAGCUGGCCGUGUCAGCCUUGAUUUGUGUUCUUAUUGUAGUAACCUCAUGAAUGGUUUCCCAAGGUGAAAAAGAGCUAUCUGUGGGAUUCUGGUAGUUCCUCACGGUCUGCCCUUGUGCUAGUCAGCAUGUCAUAAGCAAGCUCCAACUGGCCACUCGGUUCCCUACUUGCCAUACCCCAGAUUUGCAGUGGGUUCUGGGGUGUCUGUGUGUGGCCACCGCCAGUCGGAGUUGAGUGGGUCACCUUGUAGAGUUUGCAAAGACCACAAGGACACCUGUGGGAUGUUGUGCCUCCAGGCUGUUAGUUAAAGGUGGUUUCUCUGUUUUCUUUGAUCUUUGCAGAUCUUGAAGUUGUCACUGGUUUUAUGGCUAGGCAAACAUGAUUGGUGGUCUGGCCUGCCAAUGUUCCACCCUCUUGACGGAACUUAUUCGAAGUUACCAGUGAAUGUUGUUUGUUACACUCUUUAUAAACUAUGCCAUAUUUUCCAGUUUUCAGAGGGGCCUUGGUUAUGCCCAGGGAAAUGUAUCAGGUUAACUAGAGCUAAAAUGAUCAGGAUCCUAUUUACAUAAAGCUUAUUAGAAUGCCUGCCCCUUCAUUUGUUGAAGGAAAUAGAUACAAGAGUUGAGAAUGGCUCUCACUUACUUGAAUGAACUCCCCAAAAUUAAAAUACUAAAAAAUGGCAGUGAAAUAUCAUCACAAAGCAGCUAGUUCUGAUUUGGGUUCAAAUGUAUAACAAAUUGAAUUACAUUUCACAAACAUAACACCGAUCUGGAGUAAAACGUUAUUUGACCCCUUUGCCUGAGGUAUCACCGUAUUGGUAGCUCUGUACCACUUGGCAUUUUUGCGACUUUAUUAUAAAACCUAGAUUGUUUUUACCGCGUGGUGACAUUGACCCAGAUUAAAUCCUGAAGCUACAGCUUCAAAAGGAAAAUCAUUUUUUUUCUUCUGCAAAGGUAUAAAAACACUCCUGUCAUUUUCCCAGUAUCCAGUAAGUCGCCUUUGUACAAAUUUAAAACCAGUACAGAUUUUGUUGUUCUUCUUCACCUUCUGGCCUUAGUUUUAGUCCAAGAACUAUUUUCCUAACCAAAGCAUGCCAACACGCCAUUAGGCAUAAACUUCUGCCUACUUUUAUGAUCCUCCAGCAAGAAAAGCACUUGCCAAAAUAAAUCUAAAGAACUUUGGUUGUGCCUUAAGAAAACCUAAAACUAAGCAGUUCUAAUACACAGCCCGUAAGACUGUUCUUCCGCCAUAAGAUUCUGACUUCUGGCUACAUUUCAUGUGCAGCUCCCUAGGCUAUCAGCCAUCUUACAUUUUUCAAAUAGGUUCAUUUGUUUCACACCAUUGUCUUUUGUACUUUUCACUCAAGCUACACUUCUGUGUAAAGAAUCUAUGUAUGGCAACAAAGGCACAGCCUUCUUGAUAGCGCAGCCAGGCGCAGGGAGACUGAGGCUGUGCAUAUCACAGACAAGGUGUGGAGAGCCCCCACUGAUACCCAAGCCCUUUCCAGCAGUUUGCUGAACGAACACUUCAGCCACCGCCCCCUGUAGUCACUUGCUGAAUGAAGUUGUCCAGCACCUCCGUGGAGAAGCACGGGCACCACUGGGUGACUUGUAACGCUGUGGCCACUUGUUCAGAGACCCUUGUUUCUGCUGUGAAAACAGCUGGCAUGGAAGCAGAAAGCAUUUUAGAAGUGUUGAGCAGAAAGCAGAGACUGAAUCCAGGCUCUAACUCUCCCAAGUUAGCCUGUGCCUCACAUACGGCUGUCUUUCUAGCGGCCUAAGUAUUAGCACACUCAACACUUCUUUUCUGUGCCAUAGCGAGUAUUAUGGAAAUACUGCUGACCUUCAGGGUAUUGCUAAGUCAACUUUAUUUGAAUGGCUUUAUUUUUCCCUUCUAGGAUUCCAGGUAGGCACUGUAGGGUUGGGUUCCCUUUACUUCCUUGGCAGACUUCCUAAACUAGAGUAUACAAAAACCGAUUUCCUGCUGAGCAAACAUAUCUGAUGUGAAAGGUGCUCCUCUGUGAGCCCUGUAGCAAAUUACAUUUUAGAAAAUACUAGUAUCUUAUGAGGAUAUGAAAGCAGCAAUUGGCCUGUGUAUCUUAAUAUCCUGCCAUUUUCACUCCAGAAAAUUGAAAGCAAUUUGACUUUUUUUCAAGGAAAAACUAAAUGAAAGGUGGUUGUCCUAAUCUGGUUGGUCGCUCCACCCACCCCUCCCCACCGUGGUGCUUUCAUGAAACAUUGCCAACACCUGAAGUGAUCUCUUUUAUCUUUGCGAUAUUGUAUAAAUUGAUGAUUGGGGAUAAAUUGAUGACAAACGUUUGUUUUUGAUUCAUUUACAAAUGAGAACCUCAAGUAGUGUAUUUGGUUUAGUAGAAUCAGAUAAAAUAUUAUGGUUUACCCUAAAUGCACAGUUUCCAGGACCAUUAAACUAGCCUUUCCUUACACUAAGAAUGUUUUACUUAUACUGAUGAAGUUUUGGGGUGAUGGUGGGGUAGUCUAGAGCCGACAAGAAAGAAUUCUUGAAGACGCCUUUGGUGCAAAAGUGAUUUUAUUAAAACAAGGGGACAGGACCCAUGGGCAGGAAGAGCUUCAUGGGGUCAUAAUAGGUAACUCAUUACAUACCCUCAGGUUGGGAGGGGGUCAGGGAUAGAGUAAGCCUCUAAGGAAUUUUGGAAGCAAGGUUUCCAGGAUCUUGAGGGGCUAGCUGUUGCUAGGGAAAUGCCACUUAUUACCACUUAAUAAACCUUCAGUCAUGAGACCCUUUAGCUGUAUAUCGAAGGCCCAUAAACUUGGAGUAUGAUCUCCAGCGUAUAUCUUGGGAGAGUUGAGAUAAAGGAAGUUGACUUAUAGGAUCCUCGAGGUUGGGAUAAUGUUAAGCCAAGGUUCUCUUUUGCCCCCAGAAAAGUGUCAUCCUUGAGGCAGCUGAGCUAGAGGGAGGUCACUCUGCUGGUCUCAAGGACUUGUCAGUGGGCUGUAGGCAGUAAGGGAAUUUAAUUUUUCAUUUGCCUUAGUUUCCCACAUUACCAUGGCAAGCAUUUAAACCCCUUUCCUUUGUUCUUGGGUAGCCAGGAGUGUCCGAGGACUAUCACACAUUCCACCUGGUGGGGGGAGGGGGGUGGUGUGCCAGCCUGUAUUUUGCCCUCAGCUUGCCUCAUGCUCCCCCAUCAAUACUAAAGAUAAAGAGGUCAGAGUCAAAAUCAAGAGACCAAAAACUUUGCAUGAAAAUCUUUAAAUGCCCCCCCAAAGAACCCCAAAAAACUGUAUUCUAUUUAAGAUUUGAUUUUUAAUAAUCUCUACACCCAACAUGAGGCUCAAACAUACAACCCCAAGAUCAAGAGUCACAUGCUCUACUGACUGAGCCAACCAGGCGCCCCAAAACUAAGUUCUGUUUUAAUGCCUACUCCUUCAGAAUUUAGCCAGUGCCCCUUAAAGUGUAAUAAUUUAGUUUUAAGGUUUUCUUAUGAGUCGUAUGGGUUCCAUAUUACUUUGCUCUUGAAAAAAAAAAGAAUCAUGUGUUGCAAAGUUUUAAUAGUUUUAACUCUCAGUUGCACGUUUACAUGGCAGAAGAAAGUAUUAUAACCCUGUGGUUUAUGAUGUGCUACUGGAUAAAUAUUUAUAUAAAACUGAUGUUUCAAAGAGGGUCAGUUAUAAUUGGAACUUGCAAACUGUAUGGCAAUUUGCAGAUCUACCUCUGUUUUACAUUUUGCCUCUUAUCGGUGCCAUAAUGUAAUUAGUUUGAUUGCGUUAGUUUGUCUUGUUUUUCAGUGUCUAAAAUUACAGCUUACUCACUGUGCUGUAAACAUUUGAAAAUAAUGACUAAAAUUUGGCUAAAAGUAGUUAAACGCCUUUGUAGCGAGGGCUAUACAAUGAAAAAAAAAAUAGUCAUGGCCCAUCUGAAUGGAAAACUUCAAUGCUGUUUUUUAAACUCUUGCACUUCAAGAAUAAGGAAACUUUUAAAUGUCUAAUUGUGGUUGCUAGAUGAGAAAUUGCCAGUUUUGCUGGGGUUCCUGUGAGCAUGCUGCUGGACUUAACAAUGUCUCCUGUUGGGGAGGAAAAAUCUCUCCUUUACCCUCUUAGAUUCAGUAGUUGAGGGCCUGUGAAUUAAACUGACAAAUGAGAGAUGAGCAAGAGAAAGUGUAGAUUUUUAUUCACAUGACACAGAGCAUUCAGAGAAAGGUGGGGCCGGAGGCAGGAUUUGGGGCUUAUAUACCAUCUUAAUAAGGGGAGGGGAGGGAAAGAGAGGACACUGAGGGGAAAACAAAUGAUGUUCAGAAUGGAUAAACGGGCCCUUAGGAGAAUAGAUGGGAGAUUGGAUAGUUUUGUGACAAUGUCUGCUCAUUUGUGAUGCCAGAGUCAAAACUACAACAGUUGAGUUCUUUGGGGGAGGUUCUGCUUUUAGGCAGAUAAAAAGGGAGUUCAGGGAAAAAAGCCUCUUCCUAUAUCUGUUGAUUCUCAAAUGCCGUUAGCACAAAAUAAUUGUUAUGCCACAGUGGUAUGUCCCCCCUCCCCACAUCUAAGACUUCCUUUAUUUCCCCUAAGACUUCCCAAGAUGUUUCAAGGACCAGAAGCUGAGAUGGUGGCUGUGGAGAGAAGAUUCAGGUUAGAAGUUGGGAGGUAGGAGAUCUGCAAAGGGAAAGAAGGCAUAGAUUCAUGGAGAAAGAAAAGGAAAAACAAAAAUUAGUAGUUGGAGCAGAUUAUAAACUCAGUUUGAGUGCAGAGGACAGGCAGUCAAAAUGAUUUCUAAACACUGGUCUUGAAGUGUCUUUAAAAGGCAGAGUCAGAAUGGUAAUGGCAGUCUCACAGUCAUGGGUAUUUCCUGGAGCUCAGACGACCGUGUUCUGGUGAACUUCCUGAGUGGCCCAAACCGUUGUGAUAAAUCCUUUGAAGUUCCCUUCAGCUUGCAGGGCUUAAGGAAAUGGGCACCUAUCGGUGCCGAAUCAGGAGGGUGGAAGAAAAUUGGAAAAGUUAUUUACUGACAAAAUACACAAGGUGGCAUGAUCCAGCUUACAAAGAGGUGAAAAUAGCUCAAAGAGAAUGAACAGGACUAGAAUCUGAUAAUCCACAAUGGUGGGUUGUAGUUUUCCAUUGAAACCUAAAAUUACCCCCAUUUUCAUCAAAGAUAAUCGAGGUAAGACUGUUUUUGUUUGUAGCAAGCCUAGUCUUAUCAAAUUUGACCUGGUUGUAAGUGUAGCAAGAGUAGUAAUUGACAUCAUAGUCCUUUUUAAGUUUGUUUGGCUGGAACUUGUAUUAGGGAUCUCAGAUUGGACUUUUAAAAGCCUCAAAGCUAGGGGUGCCUGGGUGGCUCAGGUUAUCUCACAGUCUUCAGUUCAGGUUGUCUCACAGUUCGUGGAUUCGAGCCCUGCGUCAGGCUUGGUGCUAACAGCUCAGAGCCUGGAGCCUGCUUCGGGUUGUGUCCCCCUCUCUCUGCCCCUCCCCUGCUCAUGCUCUGUCUCUCAAAAAUAAAAUCAACGUUAAAAAAAUAAAAGCCUCGAGGCUGGGAGAACUCACCAUCAGACUUCACUACAGAUUUGGGUGAAUUCCUUCUCAGGAUCCCCAAAAUAUCCUAAAUUUCUGGGCCUGCCAGGAAGUAUCCUUCCUUACUCACCUGGAAGGCUGGGAAUCCUGUAAGCCAGGCAGGUUGUCCAGGAAGGCUUUAUAAGCCCUGGCUCCUUAAAGUCCACCUUAGUUUCUUAAAACUGGUCAUCUCUGAUUCUAUGCACACCAUUCUCAAAUAUGACAUUCCAGUCAAAGCCUAAUAGAACCAGUGUUUCAAAUUGUCUCUUGUUACAAAGAGAACAAAUUCUUACUGAACAUUCAAAUACUGCCAUGAAAAUAACAUUCAGUAAGAGUUUCCAAACUCUGGACGGAUGAGGCAGGGAGAAAAGAUAAAUGUUUGUUUUUGUUUACAAAGACGUAAUCUACUGAACUUCUGUGUGGUAUAUAGAUCAUUUAACACAAAGGGUUUCUGAAACCAAAAAAAAAAAAAAAAAAAAAUGAAAAACAUUAAAGAACCAGCAAUAUUCUAAGCAAAGGUCACAGAAGAAAUCAUAAUCAUUCUUUAUCAGUGUACUCAGUCUCACGUGAUAACUUCAGGUGUUUCUUGAUUUGGGAUUAGCAGUUUUAUGAAUCCACAAGCUUUUCUAUUUGUUCUAGAAACCAUUUGUCCAGGGAUAUGAUCUUAAAAUUACCUAAACAAUGACAUCAGAAGCCUGUAUCCCCAAGUACCUAUUGUAGUCUUUACCAUGGGUCCGUGAGACAGUCUUUUUUUGUAAAACAAUCUCUGUGAGUGACAAAAGGCUUUAAAUGGCCAUGGUUAAAGAUUUGAUAAAGAGUUCUUUAUAAUGUAGUUGACAAGGAAAUGUAGUCGUCCCUGUAACAUUCACUUUAGAUAACUGGAGGUGUGACUAAUCGCUUUCUACCAGGACAUGGACAGCUAGGACGUUGACAAAUUUCCAACAAUCCAAGAAACUUUUUCCUUUUAGGAGGGAAUUUCAACAUCUAGUUUUGCAUCCAUAUACUAUUGGGCUCAUUUCUUAAAAAAAAAAAAAUUAAAUGCAUUCAAUCAGCCAGUUUACCCACAUGAAUAAGAUAUUCCCCGCUUUUUUUUUUCUCUGCUCCACUCCUGCCCCCUUCUGUAGACCCUUUACAGCUUUCUAUGCCCAUGCGGGAUUUUGUCCUUUCCUCUUCCUUCCUCGUUCUGGAACAGCCUUUUUACAACCUCUGUGCAACUACUGUAGGAUAAAAUUGCUUUCCUUUUUUUCUUAACAAAACACAUCUUUCAGGCCUUUCGAGAUGCGCCCCUUCUUUAUUGUUUCUAGUACUCUCACUUACAUAUAUUGAUUAGCAUUCUUAGCCCCUAAUAACCUUAAUUUCCAGUGAAAAUGAGGAAGUUGACAGUUGUGAACUACCACAUAUCAGCAUUCUGUAAAUUGGCGUAUUUAUGAAUGUACCACUUCAACUUCCAGAGGUAGCUGCUUCUUUAUAAUACAAUUUAUUUUUUUUAAGUUUUUAUUUUAUUUAUUUUGAGAGUGAGAGCAGGAAAGGGGCAGAGAGAGGGGGAGAGAGAAUCCCAAGCAGGCUCUGCACUGUCAGCACGGAGCCUGACAUGGGGCUCAAGCCCAUGAACUGUGAGAUCGUGACCUGAGCCGAAAUCAAGAGUCGGAUGCUCAACCAACUGAGCCACCCAGGUGACACUCUAUGGUACAGUUUCUUAAUGUGGUGAAAGAACAUGUUUAUUAACAGGUCCAAAACAUCUCUGGUCUUUCCGUAAAAAUAAGUCAAAGGUAGAUAAACUUAUGUUUUGUAAUUAACGUUUUAGUAUUUUAUUUGGAACUGACCUACACUCAGAAGCAGACAACUGCUUCACUUGAAUUCAAACUGAAGACACAACUCUGGCUUGGGAGCACAAACUUUGACGUUAGAUACUAAACCCUUGACACCCUUGAGGGGAAAGUGGAAACUGUGAGGGAUAGCCAGUCUCAUCAAGCAACAAUUCUUUCCCUGACAGGCGAUCAGAGCUGCUAAGAAGACCGAUCACUGAGGAAAUGAAGCGGUAUUGUUAGCUACAGGAUUUCUGCCGUUGCAGACGCACCACUUGGCCAUUUGCAAUACCGACCCCGUUUUUAAUUCACUUUAAAUAGUGAAUUGAAUUAUUUCACAUUAAUGAAUUCAUUCACAUUAAAUGUGAAUGUUAUUUCACAAGGCCUUCAUUUAUCAUUAAAUCCAGCAAAUGACUGCUUGUUUUGAUUGGCAGAAAAUGAUCACGAGAAUAUUUCCUACUACAAAACCCUAAAAACUCAAAAAGUUCAACCACCGGUCUGCAGGUGGCCUAAAAUCGCCCCCCUCUAUUUAGCCCAGCCAGCAGCUGUUGGUAUUCUAGCACCAACCACAGGUCACACUUUGCUCACGGUUCCUUUUCACCCCUUCUCAACAAGACCUGCUUCAUUGCUUUAGAGUGCAACGUUGAUACUUGAACUAGAUUUCGUCACUGGUAAUUUGAAUAUUCACAAAAUUAUCAUAGAAGAAGCUUUAUUUGAGACUUCUGGCAAAGCCAGAUCUGCAGAACAUCGCUUUUGCAUUGAGUUGGCCCAAGUAACUAAGGUUGCAGCAGAGCACAUUUAUUAGACAAAUCUUUAAGCACAUAAAUAUGGUUCACUGCAGAUAGUCAUCCUGAGAUCAUCUGCACCUAAAACAAAAUGUUUUAUGAGACCAUUUUGCUCUAGACCAGGGAUUGGCAAACUAUAGCCCACAGACCCAUCCAGUCUGCGGUUGUAUGGCCUGCAAGGUAAGAAUGAUUUUUACAUUUUAACGGUGUUCUUUAAACAUACAAAAAGAAAAAGAAUAAGCAACAGAGAGGUGUGUGGCCUGCAAUGCCUCGAAUAUUCACGAUCUGGUUCUGGGAUUUUGCCCUCUUCUCUAGGCCUUCAGCAAACGAACUCCAUAACGGAAGUAUAGUACUUCCCUCCACACUUCUCUGCAAGAUGACUGGUGUAUUUGUCAGCCGGAAAAUAUGUUCUGCACUUAAGACCUCUCUCACUUCUUUGUUGAAUGUAGUAAUAGCAUUUGUGUUUAAAUAUUGACACUCUAACACCAUUUCUUCAUAUCAGUUUUACUAGAUUGUCAACAGCCUGCUGCAAAGUGCCUAAACCUUUGGGGAAAAAAUUACGUGAUUUUGUUUUCUUUACGAAGGAAAUUCCAUUCCAUACUGUAAAAUCCAACGAUGCUAGGAUGCUAGGUGCAUAGUCAUGGGUACUUCUUUUUUUUUGUUUUCUUUCUCAAAGAAAAAGUUCGAAGCCCUUUCCACAACUAGUCCUUGUUUCUUUUUGCCUUUUCUUUUUAGAGCUAAAUUAUUUAAUAGCAAUUAACAAGUGAGUCUAUUUUAAUAGGUAUUGUCAAUUUCUGUUGAAUGUACUGAUCAGGCAUUGUUUACUGUCCAGCAUUUCCAUACUUGUAAUAUUUCUGAGUCAUUAAUGUGACCAACAGGUAAACUGUUCAAGCUAA